Cydia splendana is the source of this 1264-nucleotide messenger RNA. RefSeq lists its product as uncharacterized. The record is from RefSeq and is a predicted model, not a curated record. NCBI's taxonomy places the organism in Eukaryota, Metazoa, Arthropoda, Insecta, Lepidoptera, Tortricidae. The transcript has 4 exons. The coding region runs from base 1 to 282 and encodes 93 amino acids.
AUGAGGGAUUCAAGUGAGGUGAAGGUAGACCCGGAAGAGGAAGCGCGCGCGGAGAGGAAGCGGCGGCAGCGGCAGGCGCAGGAGGAGUUCCGGCUCAAGCAGCUGAUGCGGCAGAAGACUGAUGACUCUUCGGAGCUGAAGAACGGCAGCAGCAUCGACCGGCUGCUGAUGGACAUACCCUCGCAGGACAUCGUCGUCCGGGAGAGCGGGAAGCGGAAGACGCCACCGCCGGAGGGCAGCGCCAAGCGGAGAGGCGGCUGCGGGUUGGACAUGGUAGACUAACCGUAUGCUUAGACAUGGUAUAGUUGCACGAUUUGUAUCUGGCUCAGAACGGCUAAUCCUUUGUCUAUUGUUAAGUAAAACCGCACGUGCAAAAAAAGGGUCGUAUAACCAUCAAUAGUCUAAGAGUCCAGUACAAUAACGCCCUCAGGAUGCUGUUGGGGCUGCCUCGCUGGUGCAGUGCGUCGCGCAUGUUUCUAGAGGCUAACACGGAUGGCUUUAAUACGAUACUGCGGAAACGUGUUGCCUCCCUGAUGCGCAGAGUGCGAGAGAGUACCAAUAGCCUCCUGAGUGCUGUUAUUGAAAAGUGUGAGUGCCCUGUUAUGAGGCAUUGGAACUAUUUGCAUACAGGCGACAGACCUCUCAUUUUUAAUGUAAAAUAAUUAGGAAUUUAAUUGUUUAAUUUUGAUUUUAAUUUUAAUUUUGAUAUAUUAUUAUUACAUGUUAAUUAGUUUUGUGUCGUGGAUAUUAUAAUAAUUAUUAAUUAUUUUAAUGUAUGUUUAGUAUGUAGGCACUAACUCUUAAAUGUAAGUACUUGUAAUACUAACAAUUUUAUGGACCUAUGCAGUCUGAAGUAAAUAUAUUGAAUUGAAUUGAAUAAAUUCUAAUAGGCACCUGAGCGCGGGCUACUCCAACGCUAAAAAAAACAUGUAGGUGAGCUCUCCGAUAACGCGCCUUUAUUACGCAUCUCGAUGACACAUUUUAGACUGGUUCUGUAGCGUUCGACUCGCCGGCACUCAGUAACCGAAGUUCUGGGUGCCGGCUCACUGCCGGCGAGUUGAACGGACCACACACAUUGUAACAAAAUUAGUUCAUUUUGAAUCUUAUUGCAAUUUCCAUAGGAGUUGUAAUUCAAUUACCUGGGUAAAGUGAACGAACGAUUUUUUAUGCAGGUGGUUGUGGCACGUGGCACGAGCGGUUUUACUUAACAAUAGACAAUAGGAUUAGCGUCGGGCUCUAUUAGGAAACUACGAACUAUACCUAC